UAUCGGUUCUGGCUAUAGAGACGAAGCGAGCACACGACGACUCGAGCAAGCGGCGCGGCGGCGUGGGGCGACCACGGAGCGGCAUGGCGCAACUGUGGGGCGGCGUGGGCCACUGCAGAGAGGUGACAACGGUUGGAGCUCUGAAUGGUGGAAUAAGAUGGUGAAGGAGUUCCAUCUGAGGAACAAGUAUGUCAACUACACAAAGAGUCAGAUUCAAGAUAAAGAAGUGCAGCUAAAGAAAGACUAUAUGGUGCUGAAAGAAGCAAGGCAGCAGAGUGGGGCCAGCAAGAAUGAAGAUAAGAAUAUGGUUCAAGGAUCACCAUCUUUGUGGAAUAACCUCAAAACGUCAUACCCUAAGUUCAAGAAGUUCCGCAACAAUAAGGCAAGAUUCCACUAUUUUAUGCUUUGGGAGAACUUUAUGAUGUUUCAUUUUCAAGUAGCAGGGGAAAGUUUUGCUUUUACCAUCUUGACAGUUUGCAAAUGUAAGGCUAAAGUCAGAUGAGAUAUUUGACAAGUUUUUUAUAAAUUGUCCCUGGAUGGAAGUCAAGUAGGAUCGGUGAAUAGACAUGUCAAUAUCGUUUAUUCUACUUGGACCUAGUGUAUUUUGUUAUGUUACUUUCGGUAUAUAUCACUGGUAUGGAUUUACUGAGGACCUGGUGUAAAAAAUUUGUCAAUUUUUGUUUAUUAUGGUCAUGAUUUCGUUACUGCAGAAAUUAUUAUUAAGAGUCAGAUGCUAGUUUUGAAUAUCGAAGUCAUAUUGUGCUCAUACUGAACAUGUUAUGAAACUCGGCAGCACUGUAUCCCUGUUUUCA
Molecule: messenger RNA, 812 nt
Organism: Sorghum bicolor (sorghum)
Lineage: Eukaryota; Viridiplantae; Streptophyta; Magnoliopsida; Poales; Poaceae
Exons: 4
Coding region: 158-502 (114 amino acids)
Source: RefSeq, a predicted model, not a curated record